AAAUAAAAAUGGCUACCACUAAAGGCGAAUGCAAAUGGCGGUUGUUAUUGUUCGUGGAAUUGCAAUAAUUACGAAGAUUUUUUUACAAAAUAAACAACAAAAACACUACUAUAAAGAAAUACCAAUAGGCUUAAAACCAAGUAAAAAUAUUCUGUUAACUGCUUGUAUAGUUAUAAACUUUUUACCAGCUCGUACGUCGGUUAAAACAACGCCACAAAACUUUGUCCAAACGCAAAUUGUGACAAGAAAAAUAUUCAACGCCAGUGAAAAGCAAUAUUAUUUAUUUUCAAUGCAUGAAAUGAACAACUGUGACACCACAAUAAUUCACUCCAAGCUGUGAAAAGUGCAUUAUACAAUUUGCAAAUAGUGAUGCGUCCAAUUUCAAGCAAUUAUCUGCAUUGAAAAACGUUGGAAAAACUCUCAACCAUAAGUCCGAUUCAGCCAGCAGAGGAGCGCCCAACUACUGCCCGCCUUCACCCGCACUCCACGUUGUCUUUAAAUAAAAAAAAAAAACGCGUCAAAAAGGAAACAAGAUGCAGAGGUUAAAGUUAAAUAAAAUAAAGUGAGAAGUAAUGCUAUGCUCCUUUUAUGUAUGUGCAUACAUAUGUAUAUAUGUAGGCAGAAGUGCUGACAAAGACAAAAAUAACAACAGCGUUUCAGUUACAGUUUAACUGCAUAACGUGAGCAAAGAAAAAAUACAGUGUGUGCAAGGCGGUAAAGAGUGUUGGACCUGUGUUUUCGUGUCAUAAUUCAUGAUAUUAAUAACAACGACGACUAGAAGCCCGCAAUAGUGGAAAAUGUGCGCAAAGCAAAGAUGCAAUUGUUUAAAUGCAAAGGACGAUUUGAUGCGCGGUUAAUAAUUUGGAAUACAAAUACGAAUUUAUCCAAUACCCACGAUGAUGAUUUUGCUACGCAUCCGUGCUUAUAGAAAUAGUUAUAGCAAAAAUUGUGUGUGCAUGUGCUAAAUGCAAAAUUUGUGCAACACUUUGCCAAUUAAAUCUACGACGGGUACGAUUGCCGUGUGAUGAUAUGCCACUUAAACAGCAGCUUGAACCGUCUUUGCGGAUAUCGGUGUCGCUCCCGUGGGAGGCAGCACUACGACUGCGUCAACUGGCCGUUGAAGGCAAUCCCACCUUGCGUGCGCUCGGGAUUCUUUCCGUUCAGCCUGAAGGCGAUUCUGUGAUAGCUUUAAAAGUUGGAGGACAAGAUAUUAAAAUAACAAAAGAUAAUUCAAACGAUGUCGCAGGCGGUGCAUUUGAGGCGGCUGGCACGUCUUCCAACAAAGCCGCUCACGUCGUUGGCGCUGCCAACUUGGCGACAACGCAUUUGGUGGCACCAAGUUUCGAUGGUCCCAGUACAAGCAAAGCCGCCUAUGUGCAGCAACAACAACAGCAACAUCAGCGACUCACGCAACUGCCGCAGAACGAUGCAAUCUCAAGCCAGCAGCAAUUACAGCAGCAACGGCGAAAUGUACUACCACAGCAGAAAUUAAUGCAGCAGUCGCUGCCGCCGCCGCAGACUCCACCUUCGCCGUACAGUAAUGCAUCUACGACUCCGCCUGUUUUUAAGUCGCCCAACACGGUUUGUCCAAUGGAAGGCAAGGUGCCACUGCUGCCUUCUCCUGCAGGUACACUUAAUGUGCCAAGAGAUUUCCCAUUCGAAAGUAUGCGACAGGCACGCGUCCUGCAGGGCAGGGAUACAGCUGCAACCACAGGUGGCAUGAACACUCUUGGUCCACCGCCUCCGCCUCCAAUUGCUACACUCAAUCUGUUGAAUAAUCAAUCAGCGCAAAAUGGCGAGGUUAUUGCGACGACAAUUGUGGCGGGAACCCCCAAUAAAUCUCAGUUCAUAAAUCCGCCUCCGCCAUAUCCUGGUCUUGGUCCUAGUACAGGCACGAGCUCAAGUUUGACUGCUUCUAAUAACAACAAUCCAGCAGUUGCUGCAACAAGUACGAAACCCGCGCAGACCUAUAAUAUGCCUAUGUCGUCGUCAUCCUCUGCAACAGCAGCGCCUUCAACAACAUCGACAGGCAGUAAUAACAUUGCAAUAUCAUCUCCGCUAUUGGUAAAUUUGCUGCAAAAUGACGGUAAUGCGAUAACGAGUCAAAUGAAAUCGCCCCAGCUGACGGCGCCAGCGACACCCCAAUCGCCUAUUGUGAGCAUGAGUCCAAGUGCUCAAAUGAUGAACUCCAGCUCACCAAUGCGUUGCUCUUCGGCCACGCCCAGUGAUUUUGUCAUGGGAACAACAGGUGCGCCGCUAGACAAUGGUAAUGUGCCUAGUCCGGUAGUGCCAUCCUCUCCAACAGGCGGCGGCCCCGUAAUAAUGCGAAAUAUGCCGAAUCACCAACAACAACAACAGAUGCUGCUCAGUCCCAGUAGUAAUGCGAGUCUAUAUAACCAAGUGCCCGCACCACAUAGAUUUCAGCAUGCGGUUGCACUGCGCCAUCAGCAGCAACAGGUACAUCAACAGCAGCGCCAUCACCAAAUGCAGGGCAUACAUCCGCGAUUCAUACCACCCCAGCAGCAGCAACAGCAACAACAGCAACAGCAGCAGCAGCAGCAGUUUCUUGGACAGCAACAGUCAACUGAUUGCUUCACUAAUAUAAACCUGCAACAGUCGCAACAGCAACAAUUGAGGCAGCAGCAAAUCCGAGCCGGUCUACCACCACCACAUCCGCAGCAACAUCAGCGACUUAUGAGCAUGCCAUUGUCUUCGCCCCAGGCGCAGCAGUUUAUGUCACAUGGUGGCGCCUCGCCCAUUGCCCAUUCACCUGCCUCCAGUCAUCACUCGAUGCACAGUCCGCUGAUGGGCAAUCAUCAGGGUCAACCUCCAUCGCUGCUUUCGCCUUCGACGACACCCAAGAGCCCACAUUCGCAGCAGCUGUCACAGCUUCAGCAGAAGCAAAAAGAGAUGACGCCAAUCUCAAAUAUGCAACAUGCUAACCUUGUACCUGUAGCUGGCGCGGGCAAUGCUCAGCUGCCACCACCACCUGACUACAAUCAGGCGGCGGCAAAUUCGCGCUGGCCCGCGCUCAACAAACCGAUGGAUUCGGUUACUAAGAGCAGUUUCCAGGAGUUCACCCGCUAUCAGAUGCAAUACAAUCUGCAGCAACAACAAAUCAAUUUAGGCAACGGUCCAGCACAGACUACGGCGGCACCUAAUACCGGCGACAUGGUGCCCCCGGGAACCGGGCAACGGCAGCUACAACAGCAACAACAACAGCAGCAGCAGUUAUCGAUGCCAACGCAACUGCAGCCAUUAGUGCCACAGCAAGCGCAGAAUGUGACGAAUGUUUCAAACGUUGGUCAUGGCCUCAAUGAUCCAUUAAUAUCGUUGUCUGACCUGGAUGCCUUAACAACCAACGACUUGGACGCUUUACUGCCAACUCUAAACUGUGAUCUAGACUCAACGCUGAGCCUUGAGGAUAAAAACGAACUCGAAUCGUUGCUUCAGGAUGCUAAGGACCUAGACUUGGACUUAAUCGAGGAUAAUUUGUCUGCGGUCGGUAUGGACGUUGGAGAUGCGUUGAGCACGCUGCAGGAUGCGUCUGGAUGUAUAGAUCAGUCACAGCAACAGCCCCAGCAACAGCAACAGCAGCAACAACAAACUCAAAUGCUGGACAUGCAGUCAUUCAACCAGCAGCAAUUAUUGCAGCAGCAGCAACACCAGCAUCAACAGAGACAACAGCAAUUUAAUCAAUUGCAACAACAACAGCAGCAGCGGCAGCAAUUGCAGCGCCAAAUUCAGCAGCAACAAGUGACGCACCGCUCCCAACAGCAACAACAGCAGCAGCAACAACAUCAACUUCAAAUGCAACAGCAACAGCAGCAGCAACAACAACAACAACAACAACAACAGCAGCAGCAGCAACAACGUCAAGGAAAUAUGCAGCAAAAGCAAUUCAUUAUAAAUCCUCACACCGGUGACAUGGAGCCCAUGGCUAGUGACGAUAGUGAUACGGAGGCCGAGCAGGAAACAACACAACUGCAAUUCCGCAGCAUGUCAAGUAGCCUGAGCGGCUAUGCGGGCUUUAAUCCUGCAAACGAUAUGAUGCUACCGAACAACCUAUUUUCCGAGGAAGAUUCAAACUCUGCAAUGUCUGGAGGUCAACAGCUUCCGCUGGCGGGCAGCAGUGAUCAGGAGAGAUCUCGUGAUUCGAUGGCCUCGAACAAAUCAGCAUCGAAUCGAUCAAGGAAAAUGCCGCAGCUUAAGCUAAACCACAACAAUCAGAAUCAGCAACAGCUUAACCAGAAGCUGCAAAUGUCUAACUCGGGCCAGCCUAUGCAAAUGCAACAGGUGCAAAUGCAGUCAACCACACCAACCGGCGACUCUCCUCGAUCGGGCAACAGUUCUCCGUUGAUUGGCACAAUCGGAACUACCACUGGCAAUAGUAAGAAAGCUAAACCGAAUCUUCUGCGGGAGAAAUUACAGCAGGGCAUGAAAGAACGGAAAGCCAAAGACCCAGCAACACCCGCUACUCCAAAGGCGAAGCGGGAACGUGCUAAGGGCAAUGCUAGGACCAAGGCAGCUGCAGCAGCAGUGACUGUGUCUAAUUCAUCGGCUGAGGACGAAAAAAUCAAACUACGAUUAAAAGUAGAGAAAGUUGAUGUACAACAAGCGUCAUAUGAGCAUCAGCAUGUUCAACUUAAUGCCAUAAUGGACAGCAAUCAUUUGCAGCAGCACCAACAACAUCCGAUGCAAACACAAUUAAUGGCUCUACCUACGUCGCAGCAGCAACAACAACAGCAGCAGCAACAACAGCAGCAGCAACAACAACAGCAGCAGCAACAGCAGCAACAACAACAACAACAACAGCAGCAACAACAACAACAACAGCAACAACAACAACUGCAACAUCAAAACCAUGCUGUGUACAGUAAUUUCCAGAACCAACAACAAAUUGGCCAACAGCAAACUAGUGCUGCAGGACUGAGUGAGCCGCGCGUACCGCCGCUGCAGAUUCGUCUCCGGGGCAAAAACUCGGUGGUUGUAAAGAAUACACGCAAGGAGCGCAAGAAGGCACCAGCAUCGGCAGAUGAGGGGCAAAAAGCUCGGCAAAUAAAGCGCUCCUUUAGUGACCAGGAGGCACAACAACAGCAACAGCAAGCAGUCGAGGGUGCACCGGAAAGCAAGCAAUCUAAGUUAACGCCUGUGCCGCAUGUCAACGGAUUACCAAACUCUGGUAUUAUAUUGCAAAAGGCACCGCAAGCACCGUCUUCGCUGCCGCCACAAUCAGUUCAUCCAGCGCAACAAUUGACAACAGGUGCUAAGACCACAACUAUAGUAGCCGGCAAGAACGGGCUUACGAUCAGUGCCAUUGUGGAGGCGCAUAAGUCUCAGGCCGGGGAUGGACAACUGUCAACCGUGGGCUCUACGAACACUGGUACGGCGACAACACUGCAGCAACAACAACAGCAGCAACUGAGCAAGAUUGCGACCUCGCUGCCAAGCAGCAUCACCUUAAGUGCAAUCACAAGCACAGCAACCACCAACAACAACAAUAACAAUAACAAUAAUAGCAACAAUAAUAACAACAUUAACAGUAGCAACAGCAGCAGUAACAACAGUCGCAUGCUGAGCAACAUAACACUGAAGAACCCCAUUAAGACUGCAGCUACCAUCACGCCGAUUGUGGGUGGAAAGCCAAUGACAAAAAACCAUAAGCCGCCGCCGCCAUAUAUGACCGCUGUGCAACAGGUGCAUUUACAGAAGCAGCAACAGCAGCAGCAGCAGUUACAGAAGCAACAACAGCAGCAGCAGCAGCAGCUACAGAAGCAGCAACAGCAGCAUCAGCAACAACAACUGGCGGCGGCCGUAACCAUGCUGCCAAGUGCGACAACGCUCAAGCGUGUCGAGAUCACCAAAUUGGCGCCAAGCAGCGCCGAUACAGCAACAAUAACAGUCACCACACCCUCGCCAUCCACGCCAACAGCGACAGCAACAUUGUCAAUGCUGGGCGAAAGAAAACUCCCAGUUGCGAUUUCGAUGAACUCGAACUCGAUUGUCAAUAACAAUGUUAAUGAGAGUGCAAAUACUAAUACGAAUGUACCCGUCAUGACGCCGGCACAUCCCAAAUUAAAUCAUGUAGCUCUGCAAACGGUAGUCAAUUCACCAGGCGUUACGUCGUCCCCAACACCAAUAUCAACUCCGGCUCCGGCUCCAACGCCAACACCAGCAUCUGUUCUCGCGAACACGCUGCGAAACUCACCGGCGAGUAACGGCAGCGGCACUCCCGGCCACGGCAACAAUGGCGGCGGCGAAGACAGCGGGAUUGAGUCUAUGGAUGCGCUCUCUGAGAAGAGUCCGCACCAGCAAUCAUCCAGCAGUCCCAUACAAAUGCAACAACAAAUGAUUACAAAGCAAGCAACAAGUUCAGCCUGCACAUCGACAACGAUAACCCAAUCUUCAACAGUUGCAACAGCGGUGCAGACACCGAGCACGGGAAAUAGUAAACUGCAGCAGCUACAGAACGCCGAUGAUGAAAUUGAGAAGGCGCUUGCCAAAAUGGAGGGCGAAUUCGCGGAGGAAUUUGUAGCCACAGCGCGAAAGGAGAACACUGCGUCCAGCAUUGGAGGUGAUUUUCAUUUGACAACAACCAGCACUAAAAUGAAUGGGGAGCAUGAUAUAUUCGAGCACGAUGAUCUCAUCAAGAAGCUGACGGACAAUUUAGAAUCGGAGGAUACGAAAAAGCCGUUGCCUACACCAGCUACAGACGUGAUAGUUGCGACCGUAGCAGAGCCAAAUCCGGAUAUUAAGAUAAAAAUAGAAAACAUCAAACUGGAGGAGCUGCCAACGGUGCUGCCGACUAAAAAGGAGGCUGACGAGCUGGAUAAUCGACAAUCGACUCCAUCGAGUGGUUCUUCUGUUAAACAGGAGUCUGAGCCCGAGCAAAAUCCGGCAUCUACCCCGAUUAAGGAGAAUGAGGUAGUCGAUGAGAAGGAAAAGCCUCAGACUGAAUCCCUGCAGCCCAUAUCCAUUGAGAUUCCCCCUCAGUCGGACGCUGAAACGCCACGAAUUAGAACUCGCGCCACCAGUCGUCUAGAGAGUCCAUUGGAUGCUCAAAAGAGCAGCCCAGAAGCGCAACAGACAACUGUAGUUGUUACAACUACAGCUACGACUGCAGCAACGACAGCGACAGCGUCUAACAGGAGCGCAACGAGGGUCGCGUCGAUUCCGAGUCCCCGGUUGGGAACGACGGCUCCAGUGCAUAACAAUAACAACAACAGCAGCAUGAAGCGUCGUCGGCAGGAGUCGGAGUGCGGCAGCAGCAACGACGGGGCUAACGAUGCGAACCUUCUCAUUGAGACUAGCAGCAACAAGCGCACGCGUAUCAGCAGUGGCAGCAGUAGUGGCAACAACAACAACAAUAAUACCACUGAGGCCACAGAGCCAACGGGUCUGAAUUACAUGCACACCAAAAAGAUUGAGAUCGAGUCUUCUGACUCGGACGAGCCCCUUAUUGAGGUAGCGGGCAAGGUGCGCAAUUCGAAGGCUCAGGUUGAGGAAAAGCACGUGACGCGACGAAACGCCCAGCAACAGCAGCAGCAGCAACAACAAAAAGCUCCCAGCUUGAAUGCAACACCGACGCAGGCACAGAAGACUGGAAAAUCACAGCCCAAUGCAGCAAAUAACAACAAUAAUAAUAGUAAUAAUAAUAAUGCGACCUUACAGACGGUCAGCAAUGCGACAAUAGCUGGAUCAUCAAGCAACAGCAACAGUAGCACAGGUGUAGUGCACGCAACACGUGGCGCGACGGCAGCCGCUGCCACCAGUGGCACCAGCAACAACAGCAUUUCUAAUAACAACAACAUUGUGAACGCCAAUUCGCCAACGGACGAAAAGAUUGGAACGAGGAGGAGCGUAAGAGCGAGCGCUGCUGCUAACAAGAUCAUAUAUAGUCGCAGCAAUGCGGCCGCGGCUGCUGCUGCAGCUGCCGAGCAUAAAAGUACUCCAAGUAAAUCAGCAGCCGGUGCUGCCAGCGUAGUCAGUGGUGUCAACAGCUCAAAUGCAAACGCCAGUUCCGAAAGUGUGGCUGAAGCGCGGCGAAAGACGCGCAGUGCAGUUAUUGGUGAAGCUACAUUGACCGAGGGACGAAGAAGAAGGACUUCGCGUGAUUACAAGUGACCAGAGUUUUGCGCCUUGGCUAAGGGAAUUAACCAUACGAGCGAUGCUGAAGAGGACGAAUUAAUUAAGCUGAUCGAACUGGAUACUGCGGAUCGGUUUGAUAUCAGCACCAGUUUCCCAUUGGCCCAGGCGCAAAACGUCGAAGGAGACGUCGACCAGAAUAACAGCGUUAAUAUCGAUAUUGGAGAUAUAAAAGAGGAUAUCGUGAAUAUUUCUUCAGCGCUGACACUCAUCGGAACAACAGAUAAAAGCGCUCUUGAUUACCUGGAUGAGGAGAGAGCUGAGGCCGAUGAUUUGCAUCUAAUGACGUACCAGAACAGCAGCGAAGUGGACGCUGAAGUAAAUGUGGACGCUGUUAGCCUGCUCAUGCCAGAUCUGAGCAAUGCCACAGCCUUAGACUGUGGCAACUUUGUCGACUACGAUGAAUUCAACAUGUGUCUGAACAACAUUCUGAGCGAGAAGGAUGAUCACGAUCUCAUGGACUGCGAUGCAAGUGGAAGUGCAAAUAUAAAUAGUGGCAGACACCAUCAGCAGCAGCAACAACAGCAGCAAUGGCGUGACGUCAACGAAGUGCUCAACAUUAUGCCGCUGCGAUUUCAGGAGUUUGCAACUGAGGCAAGCAUCACAGGCGAUGAUCGGUCCGCUAGCAGUAGCUCCUCACAAAUGGCAUAACGGCGUCGCUUUGAUUACCGAUUGUUCAAAAUGAUUAUUUCUGCAGUUAUGUAAAUAGCUUAAACUCACAUACAAACAGACAAAACACACAAAUGCCAAUUAUUUCGUUUGUACAAAGGUUUUGUAAAGUUUUUUUCCUUGAAUUUUUUUGUAUAGUUAGUUGUAUUCAAAGGUUGCAAUAAUGUUGCAUCUCUAAACGAGCAGCAUCACACUCACAUAUACAUAUAUAUAUAUAUAUAUAUACCCAUGUUUCACUUAAUUUUUAAUUCGAAACUUCUCUCUGCUAAUUUAGCGCUGCUUUCCAUUAAUCCAAAUCCAAAUAUCCCUUGGUUAAUAGAUUUACUAGUCAAGUGAAACAGACAAUUUGUGUAAAGAUCAAAACAUUUAUUGAACAAAUUAGUUGAAAAUUUAUACAUGCAAAAUUUAUACAAAAAUAAUAAAAUGAAAAAAAAAAACACAAAAAUAGUAGUUUACCCCGACACCUUGCUCUAUGACGCAUGCGUUUUCAUUUUCUCAUCUAAGCAAUUGUAUAUACUUUAGACAUAAUUCAAAUAGAUGCAACACAGUUAAACACAUUUUUUAGAAAAGGUAAAA
This is a messenger RNA of Drosophila navojoa, 9390 nucleotides long. It is a transcript of the gene Ncoa6, whose product is annotated as Nuclear receptor coactivator 6. NCBI's taxonomy places the organism in Eukaryota, Metazoa, Arthropoda, Insecta, Diptera, Drosophilidae. The record is from RefSeq and is a predicted model, not a curated record.